Messenger RNA from Fusarium venenatum, 1458 nucleotides. RefSeq lists its product as uncharacterized. Lineage: Eukaryota; Fungi; Ascomycota; Sordariomycetes; Hypocreales; Nectriaceae. Gene Ontology annotation, molecular function: RNA binding. Gene Ontology annotation, biological process: mRNA cis splicing, via spliceosome. The record is from RefSeq and is a predicted model, not a curated record. Gene Ontology annotation, cellular component: precatalytic spliceosome.
AUGGCAGCUAAUCCUCCGCCGCCGCCGCCGCCUCCCCAUGGAGGGCUCUCACUCUACGAAAACCUCCUCGAUCCCAACGAUAAAUCUUCAAAUUCGGCCACAAUAUCUUCUGCGCCUGUUCUUUAUAACCAGACGGACAAUACUCUAGCAGUAACCACUGUCAAGAAGGCCAUUGAUCCCGCCCUUCGCUUUCAACCUAUACGUCGUCCACAAGUGAAACAGACAAAACCAAAGCCAACGUUUCCCAAAGCCGCUGCCCCCAAGCAGACCCCUACUGUUGCGCCUCCAGCUCCUGCACAAGCAAAGACCACGCUUGCCGACUGGGCUGCUGCUGAGGAAGAUGAGUGGAUGUACAGUAUGGGCGAGAAACGCCAAAGAGGCGGCCGUAAGAAGAAGAAAAAGAGGCAGAACGAAGAUAUGGAAACCAACUGGGACGACAUAUAUGACCCUGCAAGGCCGACCAACGUGGAGGAGUAUCUACACAGCGAUGAGAAGGUUCAAGAGGUCAGAGAUUGGAAAGCCUUGCUCUACGGGCAUCGACGAAAACGCGUUGAAAGCGACCUUUCGGAUGAGGAUGAGGAAGAGAACGCUCGACCUGUACCUUCGAAUCAAUUCGCUCCACCCCCCUCUUACUCCUUUGUGCCCCCACCGCCUCAAUCACCUCCAGCAACAGUCCCAGCACCUCCGCCAGACGAUGCGACUGGCGAUGAUGCCUUUGCUCGCCGCCAAGCUCUUUCCCAUAACCAACCAGCUCCACCACCGUCACCCCCUCAAACCUCUAACUCAGCUAUGAUAUCACGCGCUCCUGUGAGAUAUAUCCAAACUCAAGAUGAAAAUGAUGCAACAGGGGGUGUAGAAGAUGACGGGUAUUCUCCACCUCCGGCCCUCGGUGCUGGUUCCCCUUCACAACGUGGUAACGAUGAUUCCCAAACUCGGUCUAGCCGCCCAGGACAGUCCGGUUUCGCUCAACGACUGAUGAGCAAGUACGGAUGGACCAAAGGUAGCGGCUUAGGCGCUGAUGAAUCGGGAAUUGUCAAUCCUCUGCAUGUACAAGUUGAGAAAAGACGGAAGAAGGCCGAUGCCGAUGGCGGAGGUUGGGCUGAGCCAGGCAGCAAGGGUAAAAUUAUGGGAGGAAAGCGCAAGAAUGAGAGCACGGGCAAGUUUGGUACUAUGAGUGAUGUAAUAGUACUCAAGAACAUGCUGGAGAACAUGCCCAAUCUACAGGAAGAGAUUGCAGGAGGUCUGGGACAAGAAAUAGGAGAAGAGUGUGGAGAGAAGUACGGACGCGUAGAGAGAUUGUACAUCGACCAAGAGAGCCGCAAGGUCUUUAUCAAGUUCACAAACCAGGUUUCGGCACUCAGGGCUGUGAAUGAAUUAGACGGUCGUGUUUUUAAUGGCAAUACGAUCUUGCCAGAAUUUUAUGAUACGGAGAAAUUUGAACAAGGGGUAUACAACUAG